Messenger RNA from Vigna unguiculata (cowpea), 1605 nucleotides. Its product is annotated as zinc finger protein WIP3-like. Gene Ontology annotation, biological process: regulation of gene expression; anatomical structure development. Gene Ontology annotation, molecular function: DNA-binding transcription factor activity. Gene Ontology annotation, cellular component: nucleus. NCBI's taxonomy places the organism in Eukaryota, Viridiplantae, Streptophyta, Magnoliopsida, Fabales, Fabaceae. The record is from RefSeq and is a predicted model, not a curated record.
AGAUUCUUUUCUACUAAAUUGGUCAUUCCUGUUUUGCAUGUCAUUUUCUAUCCCCACCAAUUAGUCUCCUUUUUUCUCUCACCAAAAAGAAACAAACAAAGGCCAACACAGGAGAAAGAGAAAAAGUAAGGGUGAAAAAAAAAAAGAAAGGAAGAGAAAAAAAGAAAAGAAAGCUUGAUUUCUUUCAUUCAUCAAUAAGUGCAGGCUUUCUUUCAUAUAGGCCUUUUUCUGAGUAGAGAAAUUUCACAAAUCCUUGGAGUCUCUUUGAGGAACAUGAGUUUUAGGGAGUGCAAUGUAGAAAACGAGAAUCUGUGUGUUCAAACCCCAACUUUUAUUGAGUGGCUGAAACCAUCUUCUUCUUCUGUAAUUAGUUCGAUAUCAUCAUCACCUUCUCCUUUGUCUCAGCAUGAUCAAGAAACGAUCCAGUUUUUGCCCUUCAAGGAAAACCAUGAAAAGGAUGGUUUAGAAGUGAAAGAAGAGAAGGUGGAACAGGUCACUGUGGCUUUGCACAUUGGAUUGCCUCACACAGAAGAAUAUGACGCUGAUAAUCAUGAAGCCACUGAGAAGAAGAUUACCCAUGUAAAGGAAGAAGAGCCCUUCAAGAAAAGCUUCCAUGGUUGUUCUUUCAACCAGGAGAGAAGAUUUUGGAUACCAACUCCUGCACAGAUCCUUGUUGGACCGAUGCAGUUUGCUUGCUCCAUCUGCAGCAAGACCUUCAAUAGAUAUAACAAUAUGCAGAUGCAUAUGUGGGGGCACGGAUCCGAAUUCAGAAAAGGACCAGACUCACUGAAAGGAACACAACCAGCAGCAAUGUUAAGGCUACCAUGUUACUGUUGUGCCCAGGGUUGCAAGAACAACAUCAAUCAUCCAAGAGCCAAGCCCUUGAAGGACUUCAGAACUCUCCAAACCCACUACAAAAGAAAGCAUGGUGCAAAACCAUUUAUGUGCAGAAAGUGUUCAAAAUCCUUUGCAGUUAAAGGGGAUUGGAGGACUCACGAAAAGAACUGCGGAAAGUUGUGGUAUUGCACUUGUGGUUCAGAUUUUAAGCACAAAAGAUCCCUAAAAGACCACAUUAGAUCCUUCGGAAAUGGCCACUCCCCUCAUCCCUCUCAUGAAGGCUUCGUUGAAGAUGAGAAAGAAUGCGUUACUGCAUCUGAUGAAGAUGAAGUUGCUCAUACAUGAUAUGUAAUGUAACAUGCUAUAUAUAUAUAUAUAUAUAUAUAUAUAUAUAUAUAUAUAUUGUCUAAAUUAACUCAAGCAAAAUGAAACUAAACAAUCUCAUGGUUGGUGCAAUUCAUACAUGUAUACAAGAGAAUUGCACCAAUCAUGGUUUAAGUUCAUUUUCACUUGAAAUAAGUUAGACAAUUUCUGUAUAAAUAGGUUUAUUCAUAUAUAUAUAUAUGAAAGAGUAGUGGAAGUAAGUGUAGCAGAUGAUGUUACUGCUGCAUGAUGCCCUUGUGCUCAGUAACAAAAAAUUCUCGACAAUUAGUGAGGGAUAUUAGGGAGCGGUUUGCUACCGAGCACUUGAAGGAUGUGAUGGUGUGCAUGCAUGAAUUUGCUUUGUGGUUAAUUAAUUAAUAAGAUUAUGGUUCUUCAAGUGAUGAA